CCUGCUGUGUAUGUUGCAUGGACUAGUGUACGUGCUCUUAAGGCCCACGACUAGGGAGGCCUGCCGAUGGUGCCGCAGAUCGGGCGCUCGGCAUCUCUCAUGUGGUAUGCUUACCUCGCCGUCUAUCGUGUAACACGCGUGGUACGGCGCUAGGAGUUAUUGCUCAGCGGGGUCGCCGCCACCUUCUCCUUUCAGCUUCCAGUGAACCCCUCGAUGGUCCGGAGCAUCGCCGUGCGAUGGCGAACCGCACCUGGGGACCGAGAGGGUCUCGAGACCCCGCUGUAUGACCGGUGCUCAGUUCGUCCAUGUUCUCGGGCCUAUCCGCGUGCCGCUUUGGCGUGUAGCAUCUGUGCUGCUGCCCGUCUACAAAACCCCCGCGGCUGCCGGUUCUGGGGGUCCUCUCCUCCGGCUUUCCACCAGCGGCUGCCCUUGCGCAUAUUGGUAUCUCCUAGCAGGUCGUUGCUCAGCGUCCGCCGCGGACUUGAUAUUUUGACUUCCAGACUAUUCGGGGCGUGCACGUCUCCUCUCCUUUCCGUGGGCCCCCUCUCCGGUCGUAUCUACUCGGCCCGCUCCGUUUGUCUCACCCUCCGCGGUGUGCGGCCUUCCAGUAAUGCGGCUCCUCAAAAUGGUGGCCGCCCUGGCAGCCAUGAGUGCCAGUCUUAUUGCUGCCUCUCCGACCUUCAAGCCAACAAGACCCCCGGCGGUCCCGCUCGCCGUGCGAUCGCCGUAUCUCAACGCCUGGCUUCAGGGUGACUCUGGGGACGUCCUUCCGGGCGCUUGGCCACGGCACUGGACGGGCGGUAUUCUGGGCUGGCAAGGGUUGGUCGCCGUUGAUGGAGUGACUUACAACUGGAUGGGGGGCGCGCCCGGCCCGGCACCCGUCAACCAGGUGUCACUCGAGUAUACCGCGACCCGGAGCAUCUUUACCUUUGACGUCGCCGGGAAAGUCACUAUGACUGUCACUUUCCUAUCCCCGGUUUAUCCCGACGACUUGGCGAGACAGUCCCAGCAAUUCUCGUAUGUUUCUGUCAAGACCAGGUCUUCUGACGGUCAACCACAUGCUGUCCAGGUCUACAUGGACGUCUCCGGGGAGUGGGCUAGUGGCGACACCUCCCAGAUCAUCCAGUGGGACACUGGCAGCACUGGCGAUAUCGCUUACCACAAGUUCUUCCGCCAGAACCAGCAGCAGUUCCAGGAAUCACAGGAGAUUGCCAGCUGGGGCAACUGGUAUUUGGCCACUCGUUCCAACAGCGGGAUGACCUGGCAGAUCGGCCAAGACACGACGCUGCGGGGCCAGUUUGCAAACAACAGGGUUCUUACCGACUCGAUGGAGUCAAACUUUAGGCCCGUGAACCAACAAUGGCCGGUAUUCGCGUUUUCCCACGACCUGGGUAACGUGACGGGGGAUGACGUGGAGAGAGUCUUCACCCUGGGCCUUGUCCAAGACCAAGUCAUCAACUUUGCUGGCCAGAGUGGCAACUUGGCGCCGGUGCCAGGGCUGUGGUCGUCGUACUAUCAAGACGAAGUCUCGGCCGUUGCUGCCUUCUACAACGACUACGACCACGCCAGCGAGGUAUCCUCCGCCCUCGACCAACGGAUACAGUCGGACUCGGAGAAGGCAGCCGGACAGAACUACGCCACUAUCACGACGCUUGCCGUCCGCCAGACCUUUGGCGCGCUCCAAUACGCUGGUACUCCUUCAAAGCCGUACAUUUUCCUGAAGGAGAUCAGCUCGAAUAGCGACAUUCAAACCGUUGACGUCAUCUUCCCUGCGUAUCCAAUUUUUCUCUAUCUCAACGCAUCGAUUGCGAGGUACAUACUUGACCCGCUGUUUGAGAACCAGGAGAGCGGUGCCUAUCCGAACGCAUACGCCGAGCACGAUCUCGGAACUUUCCCAGUGGCCAAGGGAUAUCCACAAGGGAAUGACGAGGCCAUGCCGUUGGAGGAAUGUGGAAACAUGAUUAUUAUGACGCUGGCCUAUGCUCAGCGCACCGGAGACACGGCCUAUCUGUCGGCUCACUACGCAAAGCUGUCCCAAUGGGCCCAGUUCUUGGUGGAGGAGUCUCUUAUUCCCGCGAGCCAACUGAGCACAGAUGACUUUGCGGGGACUCUGGCCAACCAGACGAAUCUCGCCAUCAAGGGCAUCAUCGGGCUCAAGGCCAUGUCUCACAUCGCCCAGCUGACCAACAACGACGACCAGUUCGGGGCGAUUGCUGAUAACUACCUGAAGGGUUGGAAACAGCUGGGCAUCAACUCCCAGGCAAACCCGCCUCAUACGACGCUGAGCUACGGAAACGACGACAGCCAUGGGCUCCUCUACAAUAUCUACGCCGACAAGCUCCUCAACCUCAAUUUCGUGGACCAGUCUAUCUUCGACAUGCAGAGCAACUUUUACCCGACGGUGGCCAACCAGUACGGUGUGCCCCUCGACACCCGGCACACCUGGACCAAGUCAGACUGGGAGAUGUUUGUAGCGGCCGUCGCCAGCGAGCCCACGCGGAACAUGUUCAUAUCGAAGCUGGCCAACUGGAUCGGGACGACGUCGACCAACCGCGCCAUGACCGACCUCUACGAUUCGGUGACGGGCGGGUACCCGGAUGGCGGGCCGGUGUUCGUGGCCAGGCCGGUCAUGGGGGGGACGUUUGCUUUGCUGGCCCUGUCUCCCUAUUAAACAGCGCAUAUUGACGCGAGCUUUGCAUUGCAUUGGAGUUCCGUGCCCCGGAUGGAGGUCGAUUGUCGGUUGCACGCUGAGUCAGGAGCGUUAAGCAGUCCUU
Thermothielavioides terrestris NRRL 8126 is the source of this 2774-nucleotide messenger RNA. RefSeq lists its product as uncharacterized. Bases 611 to 2671 code for a protein of 686 amino acids. Gene Ontology annotation, biological process: carbohydrate metabolic process. The record is from RefSeq and is a predicted model, not a curated record. NCBI's taxonomy places the organism in Eukaryota, Fungi, Ascomycota, Sordariomycetes, Sordariales, Chaetomiaceae. The transcript is spliced from 7 exons.